This is a messenger RNA of Antechinus flavipes (yellow-footed antechinus), 2461 nucleotides long. RefSeq names its product LLP homolog, long-term synaptic facilitation factor (gene LLPH). Bases 89 to 466 code for a protein of 125 amino acids. Gene Ontology annotation, molecular function: RNA binding. The transcript is spliced from 3 exons. Gene Ontology annotation, biological process: dendrite extension. Gene Ontology annotation, cellular component: nucleolus. NCBI's taxonomy places the organism in Eukaryota, Metazoa, Chordata, Mammalia, Dasyuromorphia, Dasyuridae. The record is from RefSeq and is a predicted model, not a curated record.
CCAAUGCGUCGGCUUAUUGGGCGGAAGUGUGGCACCCGGCGGAACUAGUUUUUACCGUGAGUUUCUAGACCGCGAGUUUCAGGUAAAAAUGGCAAAAAGCUUACGGAGUAAGUGGAAGAGGAAGAUGCGUGCAGAAAAGAGAAAGAAGAAUGCACCGAAGGAACUUAGUCGCUUAAAAAGUAUACUUAAAAUAGAUGGUGAUGUUUUAAUGGAAGAGGUAAAAGAUAUAGCAACUGUGGUUGCACCUGGAAAAUUCAAAGAGAAAGCAGACUGUGAAGGGAAAGAUCAAGAGGGUGAAUCAAAAAUGGAAGUGGAUGUUAAAAGAAACAAAAAGAGUCUACUAGAUGAACAUGGACAAUACCCAGUUUGGAUGCACCCAAGGCAGAGGAAAAAGCUAAAGGCCAAACGGGGAAAAGGGAAAAAUAAAGUGAAGGCAGCAAAAGCAGCAAAGGGUCUGGCUUGGUAGAGUCUUAAAGGCCUGGAAAAAUACCAUAUGGACAUGUUUGUUCAGAAUAUGUACUUUGAAUGAAAAUCAUUUAUUUCCAUAAUUUGCCUUUGCCAGUUACUUCAAAUGAAAGAUGAAAUAUCUGUCUUCCAUACUUCAUUUGGUUUUUCAUUAUUAAACAUUCUUUUUAUUUGUUCAGUGUUAGCUACACUAAACUUUUGUUUGGCUGAGUCGAUGAUUUAUCUAAUGUAACAGUUUUCAGCAAAUGAACUGUAUAAUCAUUACAUGUUCUUGCACUUUUGGCAAAUAUAUUUGAUAAAGAUACAACAUAGGCUAUUAUCAAAUUAUAGAUAGCCCUACUCAAAAAAAGUGAUAUUUUUAUAAUUUCUUAGAUGUAAGUGUUGUUUAUCUAAACAGAACUUCUGUUUUUACAGGUGUGUGUGUGUGUUUUUUUUUUUUUGCUCUAAGGAAAAAUUAAAAAAAAAAUUUAUUCUGUAUUUAAAUCAUGAAGUGUGAAACUUGGCUUUUAUAUGUCAUUAAGAAAUGAAUUCUUUGCAACUAAGGUAGAUAACUGAUGCUUUCAUUCUUUUAUAAAAUACAAUUUUGGGGGCAGCUAGGUGAUGCAGUGGAUAGAGCCCUGAAGUCAGGAGGACCUGAAUCUGGCCUCAGACUCUUUAACGCAGCCUAGCUGUUUGACCCUGGGCAAGUCACUUAACCCCAAUUGCCUCAACAACAACAACAAAAAAAGAGUAAAAUACAAUUUUAUUGCUAUCCUUUGUUUUUACUUUAUUUUUAUUCCACAUUGUAUAUUUUUUCCUUCACUUCCUCUCAGAGAGCCAUCCUUUAUAAUAAAGAGUAAAAAUUAAAGUUCUGUAAAACUCAACCGUAUUGAAAAAGUUCCACAUCCAUAAUCUCCCACCUCUGCAAAACAAUUGGAAGAGAAGUAUCAUCUGUUUUGGAGGAGUGGGGGAGUCAAGUAUAAUCAUAAUUUUAAACAUUCAGUUUUAUUUAUUUUGUUCUUUUCACUUAUUUUAGUCAUUAUAUAUGUUUGAUUUUACUUACCUUACCUAUACAACUAUUUCCAUGCUUUUCAGUGCUCACUAUAUCCAUCGGUAGGUACACACAGGCAUUAAUCUACCACAAUUUAUUUAGCUCUUUUACAGUCAUUGGACAGCUACCUUGUUUCUAGUUUUUUGCUAUCACCAAAAGAUACAGUAUUUUCGUGCAUGUGAAGCUUUACUUUUUUGGUACUUAUCUCCUUAAGGUAUAUGCUAAUCACUCUUUUUUAAUAAUUCCAAGUAACAUGACAUCAUGGACUAAUUCAUAGCUCCACCAACAAAAUAUUAGUCUUGUCUUUCUAUAAUCUUUAACAUUGACUAUUCCCAGCUUCUGUCAUUUUUGCAAAUUUGCUGGAUUUAUAAAGCAAAACCUGGAGAGUUUUGAUUUGCUUUUCUCUUUACUGCUUACUAGAGAUUUGGAGCAUUUUCAUACAGUUCUUAACAGUAAUUCUUUUGAGAAUUGAAUGGUUCCUUGACCCCCUUAUCUAUUAGGGAAUGGUGUGUCAUAUUUUUGUUUUAUCUGUCUAAAGGUUGCAUACAAAAAUUACUUGUCUAAAUAAAAGUGAAAUCAAUUCUCAGAUUAGUAAAAUACUCCAAAGGGGAUAUGGCAUAAGGGAAGAGCAUGUAUUCUGGCUUUGCAACUGACUUGAUUGAUGACUUUGAGCAAUGGCACCAUAGCAUUAAAAUUAAAGUUCUGGGUUUUAGUUUUGUCCUUCAGAAUGAAGAAUUUGAGUUAGAUAUGCUGCAGUGGAAAAAAUUGGAGUUCUAGAGAGUUCUCUGGAGCAGGGAGCCCUGUGAUUGGGCUCUGUGAACAUGGCACAUGUAUUGACUUAUUAAAAAAAAAAUUCAUCUUGGCAUCUUCCUAACCAAUUCAGAACUUCUUUAGUUUGAUCUGGUAUUUUCAACUGUCUGACAUCAACAAAUCAUUUCUCUGGUCUCCUAGAAGACCUCUAAUUGA